This is a messenger RNA of Gongylonema pulchrum, 327 nucleotides long. The record is from the annotation of a GenBank genome assembly. Lineage: Eukaryota; Metazoa; Nematoda; Chromadorea; Rhabditida; Gongylonematidae.
AUGCAGGCAUUCGAAGAGUACCACUGUGAGCUGCAAUCCGAUAUUAUCGUACGCGGGCAUAUUGAUUCAUUAACUGAUACGAUGCUCGAGAAAGACAUCAGUCGCGCUAUUGAACCGUACACUCUCAUCGAACUGGAUACCCUGGCCCGAAAUAUUCAUCUUCCAGUUCAGCAAGUAGAGAAGAAACUGGCGCAAAUGAUUCUUGAUAAGAAAUUCCAAGGUCAUUUGGAUAUGAUUUGUUUAACGCAAUUUCUUAUACAGCGUCGAAUCUCAACGUUCAGGAGAGUCUGGGAUUUAGUGAUUGAGGUCUCCGGAUUGUCAGCGUGA